Linnemannia hyalina is the source of this 3015-nucleotide messenger RNA. The record is from the annotation of a GenBank genome assembly. Lineage: Eukaryota; Fungi; Mortierellomycota; Mortierellomycetes; Mortierellales; Mortierellaceae.
AUGGCCACCACUAUCAAUACCCCUCCUCCUUCAACAGCGGCAGGAGCGACAUCAGCAGCAAAAAAGACCAAGGCACCAAAGGCAAAACCACAAUCCAAAUAUGGCUCAACAUUACUUCUCCCUAAGACUGGCUUUCCUCUCCGAUCUGAGGCUGCCACAAGAGAGGCUGGAUAUCGGAAACGAUGCACCUCGGAGCUCUACCCAUGGCAGCGUGAGAAUAACCCAGGAGAGCUGUUUGUGCUUCAUGAUGGACCACCAUAUGCCAACGGACACUUGCAUCUCGGACACGCACUCAACAAGCUGAUCAAAGAUUUCGUCAACCGCCAUCGCGUCAUCAGAGGAUUCAAAGUCGACUACCGUCCAGGAUGGGAUUGUCACGGACUGCCAAUUGAACUCAAGGCGCUCUCGGAACUCAAGAUCAAGGACCGCUCUCAUCUCUCACCCAUGGAUGUCCGUACUGUUGCCCAGGCCUCGGCGCGUGCAGCAAUCGCAAUGCAAAAGGAAGAGUUCCUCGCAUUUGGUAUCAUGGGUGAUUUCGACAACGGAUACUUGACUAUGGACAAGGAUUUCGAGACCCGCCAGCUGAAGGUGUUUUACGAGAUGAUGAACAAGGGGCUGAUCUAUCGCGCCAACAAGCCCGUCUACUGGUCCCCUUCGUCUCAGACUGCACUUGCUGAAUCUGAGCUGGAGUACAAGGAAGAUCAUAAAAGUCGAUCCGCUUGGGUUGCCUUCAACGUCGACCAGCCUUCGAAGAACGUGAAGGAUAUGUUGCCAAAGAAUGCGUCCCUGCAGGCAGUUGUUUGGACAACCACCCCCUGGACCCUUCCCGCCAACCGCUGUGUCGCUGUUCACCCAAAGCUCAGCUACACAUUGUUCCACGCCAAGGAUGCAUCAAACCCCGCCAACAACAACACGGUCUACUUGGCUGCCACCGACCGCAUGGAGGAGAUGAAGACGCGCUUUGCACCUGUUCAGACCAGCGAAGUCCCAGCAUCGACCCUUUCAAUCACUCUGGAACCCAUUGGAGAGGUGUUGGGUGAGGACUUGGUCGGAUCCCAGUACAAACAUCCUCUCACCGCCGAGGCUCUGCCCUUCAUCACUGCAGACUAUGUCACCGCCGAUUCGGGAUCUGGUCUGGUUCACACAGCGCCCGGACAUGGAAUGGAUGAUUACAAGGCAUGCUGGCCUCUGGGCAUUGAGGCGUUCUGUCCCGUUAACAACGUGGGCCGAUUCACCGCUGACGCUGGAGAGGCUCUGGAGGGCUUGCAGGUCCAGACGGAGGGUACUGCCAAGGUGCUCGAGAUGUUGCAGGAGAAGGGCAGUCUGAUCCAGGAGCAAGGAUACGUUCACAAGUACCCCUACGACUGGCGGACCAAGAAGCCAGUCAUCCUCAGAGCGACUUCUCAGUGGUUUGCAAAUGUGGGCUCGAUCAAGGAGGAUGCUCUCAGGGCGAUCGAGAACGUGAAAAUGGUCCCUGAUUCAGCGCGUCGUCGGUUGGAAGGGUUUAUCCACUCGAGAACUGAGUGGUGUAUUUCGAGACAGCGUUCUUGGGGUGUUCCUAUUCCAGUCAUGUACGAGGUCGAGACGGAUGAACCCUUGUUAACCAAGACUUCGGUGCAGCAUAUCAUCGACACUGUCAUGGAGCAUGGAACAGAUGCCUGGUGGACCCUAAGCACGGAGGAGUUGCUUGCGCCAGAGUACAGGAACAACGGCAAGAACUACCGUCGCGGCGACGAUACCAUGGACGUCUGGUUCGACAGUGGCACUAGUUGGACCAUGAUCGAGGAGAAGAUGCCACGACCCCAUUUGCCCUUUGUCGCGGAUGUCUACAGUGAAGGCUCGGAUCAGCAUCGUGGAUGGUUCCAGUCUUCGCUUUUGACCUCGGUGGCUCUGACUGGCAAGGCUCCCUUUGGUACUCUGAUCACACACGGAUUCUUGCUGGACGAUAAGGGUUUCAAGCAGAGCAAGUCGAUCGGUAACACUGUCGACCCGGCUGUUGUUAUUCAUGGAGGCAAGAACUUGCAGAAAGAUCCUGCCUACGGAACGGAUGUGCUUCGUCUUUGGGCUGCCUCUUCAGAGUAUACCAAGGACAUUGCGAUCGGAAAGACCAUCUUGACCCAGGUCGCCGAGAGUAUCCGCAAGUUCAGGAACACUGCCCGAUUCAUGUUGGGUAACUUGAAUGGAUUCAAGGAGACUGAUCAGAUUCCUUAUGAGGAGCUGUCUAGAUUGGACCGCUUCAUGCUGUCGGAGGUGUACCAGUUCUCCAAGAACGUCAACUCCGCCUAUGACGAGUACAUGUUCAACAAAGUUUUCACGCAGCUGCAGUACUUUACGAGCACGACAUUGUCGUCGUUUUACCUGGAUGUCAUCAAGGAUACCCUUUACUCUGACGCUGAGAAGAGUCAUCAGCGCCGCGCCAUUCAAACCGUCCUCUUCCAUACCCUGAAUGCGUUCACGCAGAGUAUCGCGCCAUUGGCACCUCACCUGGGUGAGGAAGUUUACGAGCACUACAGCGACUGCUUUAAGAACCCCCAGCCAUCCGUCUUCCGUUCAGGAUGGAACCUCGACCGUCAACCCGAGGAUUGGAACAACGCCGUGCUUCGUGACGAGUUUUCUGUCUUGAAGCAACUCCGCGCGGAAGCCAACCAGCUGUUGGAGCAGGCACGUACCGCCAAGGAUAUCGGCUCCUCCCUCGAGGCUACCAUCGAGAUCCAAUUGCCACCAUCAUCAACCGAGGAAUCGGAGAAGCUGGGUCAAAUUGUCGAAUCCUAUGCUGACGAUCUGAAGAAACUGUUCAUCACCUCAGAUGUCACCGUCGUCAAGGCCGGACAACAGGUUGAGAGCAGCAGUAGCGACUAUGUUCGUGAUAUCUUGGUGCCGAGGGUUGGAAGCUGCAAGAUGGUCAUGCGCAAGGCUACAUUGCACAAAUGCCCUCGUUGCUGGACUUUUACGUCACCCGAACCCGAGGUCCUUUGCCCACGUUGCGGGCCUGUCGUUGCCGCCAUCCAGACAUAA